UCCGACUUUUGCGAGGCUCUUGCAACCAUGAAGAACCUGACUUGGCUGCUUCUUACGAACAUCCUCUUUAACUAUGAUGUGGCGAGCAAGAUCGGCGGCUACGUGGAGGAAGCCACUGCUCUAACUAUCCUGCAGUUCGAUCAGGUCGUGGCUGAUGACACAAAUGCAGGAGUGUUCCUGGACCACUUGGCUCGCAACCGGAGUGUGAAGAAACUGUGCGUAAACGAGCACCUAGUCGUCGCGCGCCAGGGUCAGGCUCUCGCAGACGCCGUCCGAAACCACGUGACCCUGCAAGAAAUUGAGGUGAACAAGACGCUGAAGUUGCUCGAGGUGACUAUCACAGAAGAGCACCCGCAGGAAGGAGUCUUCAUACUCUUCGAUCUGAUUUGUACGAUCAACGCUUUCUCUCGUCUCUACAUCAACUGGACCAAUCCUCGAGCGUCGGACUUCUUCGAUAGCAUCCUGGGGGCCGUAACGCCCUCCGUAUCUCUGAACCUGGAUGGACGCGAAGCUUCAGACGUGGCCGAGUGCUUGACAGUCAUUGCCAGAAAUCGCCACCUCCACACGGUCUCGCUUGAAUGCGAAACGCCUGCAGAACAAGCCGUGGUACAAGCGCUGGCCGACACUUUCGCCACGACCAAGUCCCUCAAGAAAGCAUUUAGUCAUGAACGUCAGCUUGCGCGAUGACGACGUGGUCAAGCUGUUUGGCGUCCUGGAAAGCAAUCGCACCAUCUCUGCCCUCGAGAUCCAUUGCAUCACCUUCUGGAGGAGGACCUCCAAAGCGCUGGGGCGAUUGGUCGAGAACAAUCGACUGUUAGUCCUUCUCACCAUCACCGUCAAUAAGAACGACACCGAAGUCGACAGCACGCUACAGGCUCGCUACAUCUGCCGCGAACUCAAGGAGGCCAUCGUUCGGAACCGCUUUCUCAUAGGCUUAACUGUGGAGCUGGGGAUUUCUAAGCCCUCCAACGAACCCGCAAUCAAGAAUGCUCUAGGCCGUAACAUGAUACUCGUCAACGAGGCCACUCGGUUCGUCGCUGGCUCCAUGCACAAGACUGACGCUUUGGCUUUCGAGACCCUGCAGCACUGCGAGUCGGUGCGAAUGAACAUAAACUACAACAGACACAGCGAGUCGGCGGCCAGCAAGAUCGCCGAGGCGCGCGAGAGGCUCGCUUUAAACUACUUCGUGCUCACGGGCGUCGUUAAAGCCAAGAUUGUGUGCCACCGCAACCGCAAGACAAAAAAGAAGAAGACUUUGUUCGACAAUAUCGGCAGGCACAUGCAGGCGCGCAUCUGCUCCUACCUCAGUUUGACCGACGUCCUGGACGCGUGAGGGACCACAGUUUUCUUUGGACACCCAACCCUCCAUCUUCUGACAAUGACGAUAUCAUACGUCAUCCCACACACAAUAUCAAAGCACGUGAAAACUUCAAUGACAAAGAACUUUUAAAACAUGUUUUA
Rhipicephalus sanguineus (brown dog tick) is the source of this 1461-nucleotide messenger RNA. RefSeq lists its product as uncharacterized. The transcript is spliced from 5 exons. NCBI's taxonomy places the organism in Eukaryota, Metazoa, Arthropoda, Arachnida, Ixodida, Ixodidae. The coding region runs from base 28 to 687 and encodes 219 amino acids. The record is from RefSeq and is a predicted model, not a curated record.